Messenger RNA from Fonsecaea erecta, 579 nucleotides. RefSeq lists its product as hypothetical. NCBI's taxonomy places the organism in Eukaryota, Fungi, Ascomycota, Eurotiomycetes, Chaetothyriales, Herpotrichiellaceae. The record is from RefSeq and is a predicted model, not a curated record. The transcript has 2 exons. The coding region runs from base 1 to 579 and encodes 192 amino acids.
AUGGAAACCCAAGCCGCAGGCGAUCCAGAAACCCAAACCCAAGGCGACCACGACUCGGCUGCAGAUGAUCUCUCCAGUGUAGCCUCUACCUCCGCGUCUACAUUUGCAUCGUCUAGCUUCUACGACUAUGCUGUUCAGUACGGACGGACUUACCAUGCGCCACGAGAUGGAGUCUUCUACCCCUUCCCCAAUGAUGAAAAGGAGCAGGCCAGGCUAGAUCUAAACCAUACGAUAUACCUCAAAAUGAACGACUCUCGAUUAUACCGAAGCUCCGUCGUCCGGCCGGCAAGGGUGCUCGAUUCACUCGUCGAAUGGUUCGCCGUCAGCCCUAUUCAGCCAAACUGGAUCGCACCGAAUUGCAAAUUCUACGCACAGGAUCUACAAAAGGAUUGGAACCUGCCCUACAAAUUCAACUUUAUAUACGCCCGAGAUUUGUUCUGCUCCAUCCGGGACCCGACUGAAUUCGUUCGACGGGCUUUUGAGAAUCUUCGGCCAGGGGGCUGGUUCGAAAUUCAGGACUUUGGUCUACCAGAGUCGGAUGAUCGCACGAUCAAGCCCGACAGCUCCUAUGAUAAUUAG